Astyanax mexicanus (Mexican tetra) is the source of this 4584-nucleotide messenger RNA. RefSeq names its product SH3-binding domain protein 5-like, a (gene sh3bp5la). The record is from RefSeq and is a predicted model, not a curated record. Lineage: Eukaryota; Metazoa; Chordata; Actinopteri; Characiformes; Acestrorhamphidae. Gene Ontology annotation, cellular component: cytoplasm. The transcript has 6 exons. Gene Ontology annotation, molecular function: protein kinase inhibitor activity. The coding region runs from base 460 to 1851 and encodes 463 amino acids. Gene Ontology annotation, biological process: intracellular signal transduction; negative regulation of protein tyrosine kinase activity.
AGCUACAGAAAGCGAUAUGCUCCUGUAUUUACCAUAACAGAGCGGUCUGUAGCUUAGCGUACUAGCUGGCUCGCUAGUGUUGGAGUGUUGAGAUAUUCUAAGAAAACGAGUUAAUUAUGUAUUUAUUUUAGUCAUUGAUAAAUAGGGUUUUAUGGGUAUUUAUGGGGAAGAAUAAGUUUGACUAGUCGGGUUAGCGUUAGCUAGGUUAGGUUAGCUACAAUCCAGUCCCUAACUUAGGCUAACGCUAACAGUUAGCUAAUGGAGGCUGUAUGGGGGUGAGGGUCUGUUUACAGUAGUGAGAAUAAAUGUAGUCAUUUAUUCAGGUGUUUAAGACAGCGGCAGCCGAAUAAUUCACAUAAACACUGUAAUUGACUGAGUUAGCUAGCUAGCUAGCCAGCUAGUAAGUUAGAUAGCUUUCUAGAAGAGCUAGUUAUAUAGCUAGUUAAUAGUUAUCUUUCCAUGGCAGCCUGUGAGGACUCUGGGCGGACGGGCUUGCGGGAAAGUCCAGCUGGGUCUGUCGGUCUUGAGAAGCUGGAAAUUCGUGAAGGUACCCUCAGGGAAGUUACGAAAAAUGGUGAAUUUCAGUGUAAAGACAGAGACGUCGAUGGUGAAUCUGAGAACACUGGGGACAAUGAGAAUUGUGAUGAAGAAGUGGAACAGCAAGAAGAAGAUGGUGAGAAAGGGAUCCAAAGAAAAGCAGCUGAUGAAGAGCUGGAUCCUCGGAUACAGGAGGAACUAGAGCACCUGAAUGAAGCCAGUGAGGAGAUAAACCAGCUUGAGUUGCAACUUGAUGAAGCACGGUCAAGCUACAGGAAAAUUCUUACUGAUUCAGCCAGAAAGCUAAAUACACAUAGCUCCCAACUGGGCACCUCCAUUGAGAAGGCCAGACCUUAUUAUGAAGCACGGAGAUUAGCUAAAGAGGCUCAGCAGGAGACCCAGAAGGCAGCACUUAGCUACGAGAGGGCUGUUUCCAUGCACACGGCUGCCCGGGAGAUGGUGUACGUGGCCGAGCAGGGCCUUGCAGCAGACAAGACUCUGGAUCAGACCUGGCAAGAAAUGCUCAAUCAUGCCACUGCAAAGGUGAACGAGGCAGAGGAGGAGCGACUGCGGAGUGAGCGAGAGCACAUGCGUGUCACUCAGCUGUGCCAGGCAGCUGAAGCUCGAGUGCAGACCCUGCAGAAGUCUCUCAAGAGGGCCAUUAUCAAAUCUAAGCCUUAUUUUGAGCUCAAGGCUCAGUUCAACUGUAUCCUGGAGGAGCACAAAUUGAAGGUCACUGAGUUAGAAAAUCGUGUGACUGAAGUUAAGAAAAGCUACUCGAUCACUUUACGCCGCCUGGAGAAAAUCAGUGAGGAGAUUCAUGCCCAGAGGGGAGUGGACUAUUCCGAGGAAGGAUCUAGAAAAGCAUUUGAUGCACGAAGUCCUCCUGUUGGAGCAGAAGCUGUCAGUAGUACAAGGUCUGAAGAAAGACUCUGUGUAGUCCACACCAAGUCAAAUGAUUGGGUGGAUGGCAAGGAAGGUGUGACUAAUAAGUGGGUGGAGAUGCGUAAGGAAUCCUGUUGGUGGGAGAGAGACAAGGAAUUACCGGCAAGUGGGGAGGUAGCAGGUUCAGACUCCACCUCAGUCGUUAGCUUUAAAACUAUUGCCUCUGACUUGGAAAAGUGUGAUUCUAUUGAGCACCUGGGCCACAUGAGCGACACUGUCAGUCUCUCCGGAGAGGAGGAGGAGAAAGGGAAAGCAAGGGAUUCAGAGAAGGAGAGAAUUAAACAAAGAAUGGACAAAAAGCUGGACAUUUCAGGGAAGGAGAAACAGGAGCAGUUUCUCAAACAGCAUCAGAGGAGUGUGAGUUUGUGAGUGGGAGUUGUCUGUAUUGAUACUUGUGUUUCAGUUGUGUUGAAGCAGAUCACGUUGCCACAUUUGCAGCAUGAUGUCAUUCACCCCAGGUCUAAAUCCCUGUCUAAGGCUGCUCUGAGUAGUACAGGAUACUACGGCACGAUUCUUGACUUGAAACUACAGUAGAUCAGAAUUUACAUCAAAUUACAUUAAAAAUGUUAAAGUAGACUUCCAGUACAGCAUUUGUUUUUGGUAAUUCACAGUAGUUAAGCAGUGGUAUCAAUCGCUAUCACAUCCCCACAUACGUGAUAGUAUUAGCAUAAUAUGGGACACAGUUCAGACUGUGAUGGAGGACAUUGGUUAGGUUGAGAAGAUUGGUUUUGUUUUUUAUUUAAGCAUUUGAGAAGGAAUCAAACCCAUCACAUGUGUAAAGCACAGGAAAAUGCUGUAAUAAUUAUGUUAAUGAGUUUCAAUAAUACAGUUCUAAACAAUUAUUUUAAAGCUUAUUCUGAAACCUGUGUUUUUUUUUUAUUUUGCAGUUUUAUUUCAGUUCAGGUCUAUUGUAUUGGCAUUAUAGUAAUAUUGGGUUGUACAAUACAACAAUACACUGUUUGACAGGGGUGUAACGGUGUAUGCGUUCAUACCAAAUCACCACAGCAAUAUUGGACACACAGGGUGCAGUAUUAAUAUUGUAACAUGUUCCACAAGUUCAAUGACUUUUGGUAAAACUCCCUGUAUAUUAUCACAAUGUGUAUUACAGAAAAAAAUACUUCAAUGUCAGUCCAGCCCAGUACUAAAACAACCCUGCUAUAAAAAAAAAAACAACAACUCGGGACCAGUAAUAAUUACACUAUAUGGUUAAGUACUAAAAGGACAAUAAGCAAAAACACAAGGCAAGGUGCAUAGACUAUAAGUACAAUAAACAAUAAAUACAAUGCAGUAAAUAACACUGCCAUCAGUUAAUAUACGGAAUCUGCUGUUAACUUGAAUGUAUGGAACUGUUUUCUGGUAAUUUGAGCAAUAUAGAAUGCAGACUUUGGGGUGAAUGACAGCAUCCUUUAGAUGGGGUUAAAAGUGAUAUUUAAAAUGAUAUGCUUGAAAUUUGGACAGUGAAUUUGUCUUGAAUCUCUUUAAUCUGACAAUUUAAUUGAAGAAUUUUCAUUUAUCUGCUGAAGUUGUUUUGAAUCAUUUAUUGAACCAGUGCUUAAAUUUACCUUGUUGCCUUUUUACUUGUGUAUAUUUUAUAAAUAUAUUUAAAUGUGUGCAAGCUAGCACGUGUACAUGAACACAUUCACUAUAUACUCAACUUGCAUAUAUACUGACAUAUAUAUUGAAAAAAAUAUUAAUGAUAGAUUUUAAACUGACUGUGGCAGUCACACUGAUUUGCAUAAGCUGUAUUUUUGUAUUAAAUUAUCAGCUAUGUUCUCGUUGAUGUGCUAACAGUGCAAUUAGGCAUGUUUGACAUUGAAAAACCUGCAAAAUAUUAUGCUUAUGAUUGCAAAUUAAGAUUGACUGGUGUAGGUGAACACUUUCAGUGACAACUCAGUAAUUAGCUGCCAGCAAACUCAAUUUACACCUCCUUAACCCCAACAAGCUGGGUGUCAUAUGAGUUGCAUGAAGCUGAUAUUUAUGACAUGCUUGGUGUUUUAAUUGACUUUUUAAGGAAGAUCUAUUGUUUUCUUAUAAUGUGUUCAUUUUUCAUUUCCCAUUAUUUUGUUAACCCCCUGUUUACGCCCAGUUCAUAAUUUAUGCAAUGGAAGCAGACUUGUUUUCACUGACAAUGAUUAAAAAAAAAGCUUUACAAGCACUAGUAUUACACUAGAUUUUUGGAAUGAAAUGCUCAAAUCUUAAUGCAUAUUUCUUUUUUUCUGAAUUGAAAUGAAGGACGUGCCAUUUAGAAGCAUGAACAAAUACAUUUUUGUGUGAAAAAAAUUGUAAUCAUGUAGUCAUAAAUAAAUAUUCAGACUUUCUCACAUUACAGUCAUAUUCAUAUUAAUGAUUAUUACUGAAUAUUAUUGCUGGUCUUGCCUGGUUUCAGAACAUGCUUCUCUUACUGCUAUUACAGUUCUUACAAUGUCAGCCUUAUGUGAUGACUCUCUUAUUUGCUCUAUUUGCAUAAGAAUUAUUAGAAGAUGAACUUUUAUUUUUUGGUUUACUGUCAGUGGAGUGUCAUAGGCUUAGAUUGCAAGCAGAAUUGGUACUUGACAGAAUUAAGCAUGUAUUAAGACACCACAGUGUGCAUUCAUGCGGUCAAGCUCUACAUUAGGUGAAAAGCAUUGUUUUGGCUGCAUUUUCAUUAUUAUUAUUAUUAUUAUUAUUAUUAUUAUUAUUACAGUCACUUGAUUUAUAUCUAAUAUUUUAUUAUAGUAUUUAGUAGAUGAUUGUUGUUUUCAGCUGACAAAAAGGCAAUGUUGAUGUACUUUGCUUUGUACUAUUUAUAUUUGUAUAUUAAUCCUAAUUUAAAUGCUGUUAUGAAUUAUGAAUCAACUGACUAUGGAAAAUACAGUUUUGAUUGGUAAAUUCUAUAAUUAAGCCUGUCAUAGUUGUAUAUUUUGGAACUGACUGUCUAUAUGCCCGAUUUCUGUCCUUGUUUUGUAAUGCAAUGUUUUUUAUACAUGUUUUCUUUGCUUUCUUUUAUUUAGAAAGCCUUUUUCUCUUUUCUGUAACAGAAUUGAAGAUUGUUCUUAAUGAAGAUGUGCAUGAAUGUUGCUUAUGCAUUGUCUGAUUGAAGAAUAAAUUACUUGGCUGUGUAAA